Messenger RNA from Guillardia theta CCMP2712, 1680 nucleotides. RefSeq lists its product as hypothetical. Lineage: Eukaryota; Cryptophyceae; Pyrenomonadales; Geminigeraceae. Bases 1 to 1680 code for a protein of 559 amino acids. The transcript has 8 exons. The record is from RefSeq and is a predicted model, not a curated record.
AUGGCAGAUGUUCAGAAAGCGAAUCUGAUACUCCCUACCAUCCCACAGAUAUUGAAGCAGAAAUCUAAGAAGAAGAAGAUUAGCAAAGUCACGGACAUGAAAGAUACCCAUGGAUUUGGAUCUGACCCUGACCUCGAAAAGAAGCUCACCUCCUCACUUAGUCGACUGCGUGACAAGGCAAAGGACGCUGGGCUCGUUGUCAACACAGGAACUCUUUGGAGGGAUAGCCUGUACAACCCUCCCUCUCGCAAGUUCAACACAGUACUGCAAGAAAAGCAGGUCCUGAAAGGGAGUUUGAAAUCUUUCUUGGAUUGGAAGAAGAACACCUACACGGAGAUUGAGCUCGAGAAGAUCAGGCAAGACCUUGCGGCAGAGAACGAAGUCCCAGAGGAGCUCAAAAUGAUAUCCGCAUCCUCCGUCUCCAGUCCGGAGGAUGUUGAGGCGCUCAAGCACAAGUUGGAGGCGAAAGUUUUGUCCCUGGUGAGGGAGUACAACGACUCGAAGGCUCUCCGGAUCAGUCGGGAGAAGAAGCUUGCAAAUUCUCACGCACAGUUGAAGCUCAAGGAGGGACAAGGCUCGGACCUUCAAGAACAUAGCAAGAUUCUAGAUGCUGGCAUCACGGACCUCAACAUGUCGAUCAGAAAAAUACAGGAUGCAACGAGAAAAGAGUGUCUGGAGAAGAAAUCUCUCGAGCACAUGAUCCAGAGGUUGAAAAACUUCAUCGAUGUGGACGAAAAAGACCUUGAAACGUUGAAGAAGACAGUCAAGUAUUUGAAAAUUUUGAGGAUGCUUGGCAAUCUGACAAGAAGGGGCAGGAACCACUCUCAAGACCUGCACAACCUGAGAGAAUCCUUCAAGCUCGAGAUUCCCAACAUGCAGAGAGACCUGCUCACCAACGAGCUGAAGCAGCAGCGGCUGCUGUUGGAGGCGGCAAGGGAGAACUAUGCCAGGGAGCUGGAGAAGAGAAGGCAAGAGGUUCGGCUUAACCACCUGCUGAAGGAGCAGAUGAACAAGUUCUACGACAAGUACGAGCGGCUUAAGGACGAGAUCGCCCGACUGUACGACCCCGAGGUCGAGACACCGAGGAGGCAGACGUUGAAGGACAAGCUCAAGACGUUUGACGAGACAAUCAAGACAAUGACAGUCAAGAUCGGCGAUACGUCGCUGGAGCGGAUCACUACCAUCUUCUCGAACCUCAAGGGGACGAAGAUGACGUGGGAGGAGGCCGUGAGGGACGCGGAGGCGAGGUGUGAGGAGUUGAGGAGAGAAAAGGAGGAGCUCAACGCUUGCAUCAUGAACAUCUUUGCCAACUCGGAGGACAAUGAAAAGAAUGUAAGCACGGAGAAGCUGAUCAAUGGGCUCCAAGACCAGCUGCUCAUCACCAGCGACAAAUGUCACUUCCUGCAUGACAGGCUCAUCCAUUACCAUGAACUCCUUGCCUCUGUCAGGACGGGGAUGCUGGCGAGCUUGAAGAAGAUGGACAGCUGCGGGGUAUCGCAGUCGCUUCAGCUACUUGGGGAUGAGAAGGAAGAGAGCGACCUGGUUGAAGAGAUGAACCUGCUCCUUGGAGUGUGGAGGAAUAGCAUCCGCAAGCUCCUCGAUAAGCUGAUCUUCCUCCCUUCCCUUCUGUUGCCGCUGAGCCUCUUCCUGUAUCGAGCGGGGCUGGCGAGGAGGGCGUGA